AUGAGUAGUGAUUUCUACGUGCGUUAUUAUUCGGGUCACUAUGGCCGAUUUGGACAUGAGUUUUUGGAGUUUGAUUACCACAGCGAUGGACUUGCCCGUUACGCCAACAAUUCGAAUUAUAGAAACGAUUCGCUGAUUCGAAAAGAGAUGUACGUUAGUCCUUUAGUGUUGAAAGAAGUCCAAGCAAUUGUGGAAGAAAGUGAUAUUAUUAAAGAAUCUGAUGAGCAAUGGCCUAGGAAAAACAAGGAUGGGAAACAGGAAUUAGAAAUCCGAAUGAACGGACAGCAUAUUAUGUUUGAGACUAGUAAACUGGGUAGUUUGGCGGAUGUUCAAAAUAGCGAAGACCCUGAAGGUUUGCGAGUAUUUUACUAUUUAAUUCAAGAUCUCAAAGCUUUGUGUUUCAGCUUAAUUUCUCUCAAUUUCAAGCUGCGACCAGUGAAAACAUAG
Schizosaccharomyces osmophilus is the source of this 447-nucleotide messenger RNA. It is a transcript of the gene mnh1, whose product is annotated as exon junction complex subunit. Gene Ontology annotation, biological process: RNA splicing. Bases 1 to 447 code for a protein of 148 amino acids. The record is from RefSeq and is a predicted model, not a curated record. Gene Ontology annotation, cellular component: exon-exon junction complex; nucleus. Lineage: Eukaryota; Fungi; Ascomycota; Schizosaccharomycetes; Schizosaccharomycetales; Schizosaccharomycetaceae. The transcript has 7 exons.